Molecule: messenger RNA, 1218 nt
Organism: Topomyia yanbarensis
Lineage: Eukaryota; Metazoa; Arthropoda; Insecta; Diptera; Culicidae
Exons: 3
Coding region: 89-883 (264 amino acids)
Source: RefSeq, a predicted model, not a curated record
UGUGUGAAACGAACGUUUGGUAAAUUCCAACUAGCUAAAAGUGAAUUCAUUGUCAACAAGAUAAAUUAGUGCUACUUACAGAAAUACAAUGAUCAAAAUGUCGACAAGAAGCACCGUGCUGGAGUAUCUGUUGCUUGCCUCAUUCAUCACCUCCACACUGUGCGCCUCGGCCGCUGGAUUGCGCGGCCAGACCCGUGUGGUCAACAGCAACAAGAACGAGAACAGCUGGUUCAGUGGUGAGCUGAGUGUGCUGCACAAGGUCUACGAUGACUGCCAGGAUAAGCAAGACUUCACCGGUUGCCUUAAGGGCAAAGCCCUGACGGCCAUCUCGCGCGCUAUCGACAUGGAAACCGUUCAACUAGUCGAUGGAGUGUCACUGGUAAAGCAGGAAGUCGCUGAAAACGAGAGCAUCCCACUGCUAGCCGAUGCCCGUGCUAUGAGCGGACUCGGCGAGGUGGAUCGCUCAAUCCUGGAAAAGGUGAAUAAAUUCUUCCAGACGCAUACCCUGCGCUUUGAUCUGCAGAAGCAGGAUGGCAUCGCUCGUGGUAACAAGAACAAACACCACCGCUAUCUGAUUGCUGCCUUCUUGACCGCUAUGGGAAUUGCUGGUCCAAUCGGUCUUAAGGUUCUGGCAGCCGUUGCCGGAAAGGCUCUGGUUAUCUCCAAGGUUGCCCUCACCAUCGCUGGUAUCAUCGCCUUGAAGAAGAUCUUCGCACAUGACCAUCAUGAGGAAACCAGUUUCCAGGUGCACGCUGGACAUGACAACAGACGAACUGCCUACGUUGUCCGUAACCCAGCCAAGAUGGCCGCCAGCGUCGAUCCCUACCGGUACUACUACGAGCAGCAGCAACAGCAACCGCAGCCACAGUACGGUACCAUCUAGAAACCAUCAGAGCCAAAGCCGGUACAGCCGCCAGUCAUCGGUACUAUCCGUCCCAGAGGAAACGAUUAGCGAACAAGUCCCCCUGUAAAUUAAUAUUUAUUUUUAAUUUAUUGCAAGCGUUAAAUUAUGGGUAGUUGUACUUUUAAAUCAGGUGCAAAGCCUAGAAUAGAGGCAUCACAGAUAUUUCCCUUAUACCGCAGUAUCUUCCCCUGGUUGGAAGAUGGUGCGGUUUUGUAAAUUAUUAGCGAACCACACGAUACAGCAAGACAACCAAAAAUUAGGCAAAAUUUGAAGUCUCCCUCCCCGUAGGAUCGAAUUAGCAAGUAAUAGUAGUA